Paramecium octaurelia is the source of this 1726-nucleotide messenger RNA. The record is from the annotation of a GenBank genome assembly. NCBI's taxonomy places the organism in Eukaryota, Ciliophora, Oligohymenophorea, Peniculida, Parameciidae.
AUGAAUAGUAAUAAUGAGAAGGCGAAGAUUGAGUCGAUAAUGGACUAAUUUUAUGGGUUUAAAGUGAUUGAAGAAGUACCAGAGGAGGAGAGACAUUUUGAUUAGGUUGUUCCAUAACCAGAUUAAACAAUAAUAUAAAAGAUGCUUGUAUGAAUAUUAAAAUAUUCUCAUAGGAUGAUAGUUUGCAAAAGAGAUAGGAGUUUAUUUAAAGCACAGACUGCAAAGAAUACUCAUAAAUGCUAAUAAUAUCUUAAAUAAGGAUGGAUUUUACAAAUGAUGAUCCAUUUCUAAAGCAUCUUAUGAAUGUUGAGAAAGCAAUAAAGAAGGCAAUACGAAAUAUCUUGUUGCAAUUAUAAAAGCUUGAAAAUAAACAAUAGUUCAAAGAGGCGUGUGAUAAAUUGAUAAAAAUAUUUUAUCAAGAUAUCAAUAUUGGAUUCAUUACAUCAACUGGGUAAAUAAAAUCAACAGCCUAUGCUUUUAUUUUUAAAUCAAUAAUCGAAUUAAUAAACAGAAAAAAGAUUAAUUUAUAAUUUAAAAAGAUUCCUCUUAAAAUUACAUUAACUUUCUUUGCAAUAGAUUCUCUUUAGCAAAUCAUCCCAGCAUAAAAAAUAUAUGAUCCCAGAAGUGCAUUUAUUAGAAAUAACAAAUUUUUUAAUGACUAUAUAAUACUAUCUUAAACAAGUUAAGAUGAACUAAGGAGUGGAGUAUCUAUCUUCUUUGUCUACAGACCAGAAGAUGAUUAAAUAUAUGCAUUGAAACGAGUAAGAAAUAUCUUAACUUAAACUCUAGAGCAAACUGCAAGCAACUCAACUUGAUUUUUUCUCUGUUUUCUCUGCAACUGCAUCCAACACUCCAAUAACCCCAGACAUUCGUAAAAUCAGAGAAGCUAAAAUACUGUCCAAAUUAACACAUCCAAAUAUCCUGAGGUAUGUUUUUGUUUAAUAUUAAUCUUAAGACUUUUUGCAUGGUGGAUCGAACAAACAAACGAUGGCUACUAUUUAUACAUGUAACUUGAAUAUUGUUCCUUUCCAGGUUAUAAAUAUCAGCCAACAGACCUGUUAACAUUUUCUUACUAUUAUCUAAAUGUUAUGCAAAAUGCUGAAAAAAUUAAUAAAAUUAAAUCUAUCCUAAAUCAAAUAUUAGAUGGUUUAGAAUACAUUCAUUAAAGGGGAAUUAUACAUAGAGAUUUAAAACCUGAAAAUAUUUUUGUGACCAUCAAUAUCAAGGGAGACCUAUAAGUAAAUUGUGUUACAAAUAAACUGGUUAGGUUGUUUUAGCAGAUUUCGAUUAGGGGAAGGAUGUUAGAGAGGAAAAGUUAUCAACUAUGACUGAUGAAAGACUUCCGUAAGAAGAACUCAAUUCGAUUACAUCUCAAAAUACUAUUACAACAGGCACUUGCGGUUAUUAGACUGCUAAUUAUAUUAAGGAUUCGCAUUAUAGUAUGGCUGACGAAUUUUAUGCAAUUGGAGUCAUUCUACUGCACCUUGUCAUUGCAUUUCCAGGAGAACCAAAGAAUAGAAACCAUUAUGCAAAGACUUUUGUGAUGGCUAAUCAAGCAGAGGAUGUACUAUCGUUGUUUGACACAUGGGCUAAUAAAUUUGUUAAAAAUAAAAGCAUUGAUUUUUCCUUCGCUCAUUAUAAAAAUGUCAUGGAUCUAGCCAAAUUAUUGACAAGCUCUAGAAAACUAACUCAUGCUGAUGUCAGGAAAAUGAUCAAUGAAUUGUGA